AUGGACGGACAGUGGCCGGUGUCGGAGGUGCUGACUGGCGCCUGGGGAUACAAUGUGGAUCGUAUGUUAAAGGCCGUGCAGGACGAAGCCGACAAGCAAGGCGUCAUCUGCACACCGUUCCCCUGGCAAUGUACCUGGAAGCCAUCGACGCCCAGUGGGCGCCGACCGGAUGGAUUCCUCGAGCUCAGCCAAGAAGAGGCAGCCGCCAUCGUUCAGGCCGAGAUGGACGAGCACAUGAAGUACUGGCGUGUGGUUAACCUCGGCGACUUGGUCAAGUCUUACCGUGUGUCGCCGCAAAUCAUCCACCAACUACAGACUCAAGCCGAAACACUCAUAGAAGAAGCCAUACUGGUUGAAAAGGCAACCGAUAGAGCCGGACACGCCAAGCGUCUUGCCCCGAACGAACCCCGAGACCUCACGGAAUUAAACAAGCCCAGCAAUGACGGCUGGUACAUCGGCAGUUACUCCCAAGUCUAUGUAGUGCUGGAGUUCAAUGAAGACGGCACAGCCUCCGGAUUGCGCGUUGCCAUGGUCCCCAUGUGUCUCAACGCCAAAUCCGCGGAAGAAGCCGAACGCAGACAGACACGUUUCUGGGGCAAAGUAUGUAUGGAUGCGGGCUGCGCGGACGCGAGGAAGUUGUCCGUGUCUGUUUAA
Gregarina niphandrodes is the source of this 654-nucleotide messenger RNA. RefSeq lists its product as hypothetical. The record is from RefSeq and is a predicted model, not a curated record. NCBI's taxonomy places the organism in Eukaryota, Apicomplexa, Conoidasida, Eugregarinorida, Gregarinidae. The transcript has a single exon. Bases 1 to 654 code for a protein of 217 amino acids.